Molecule: messenger RNA, 451 nt
Organism: Aspergillus brunneoviolaceus CBS 621.78
Lineage: Eukaryota; Fungi; Ascomycota; Eurotiomycetes; Eurotiales; Aspergillaceae
Exons: 2
Coding region: 138-386 (82 amino acids)
Source: RefSeq, a predicted model, not a curated record
GAUGAAGCCAAGAUCAUGUCAUAGCCCCCCCCUAGAGGCAUGACUUCAUUGAUAGUGUCCGCCCACACACCCGCAGUGGAGUAACGGGUUACGUGCAAGUACAUAUGUGUAGUAACAUAAGAGUUAUAAUUCUUUGAAUGCGGGAGUCGCGUGCGGUGGGCGGGUUUCCUCUAGACGUAAAAUCUCGUGGAAGGAAAAAAAAAAGGAAUGAAAAAAACAGAAAAAAUGCCCGUGGUUCUGUGUCAAGGCGGGCUUUCACAACCUCAUGGCGAAACAAGAGGGGAAUGGAUGAUGAUCCCAAUUCCCAUUUCUUAGGGGUAAGUGGGUUCAUUUCGGUCAACAUUCCUCUAGGUGGGGCUUUUUAUUGUACAGCAACGCGACGAUAGAAUAUUUAUCCUACGAGCGAGAAGAGACCCCGCGACUGGACUGGACUGGAACCCUCAAGCGUGAU